Brugia pahangi is the source of this 891-nucleotide messenger RNA. The record is from the annotation of a GenBank genome assembly. NCBI's taxonomy places the organism in Eukaryota, Metazoa, Nematoda, Chromadorea, Rhabditida, Onchocercidae.
AUGUCGCCGGAUCGUUUUAAAAGAAAAGAAAUUAGAACUUUAAAACAACGAUGGAUAAUGAAGCAUAAGGAUCGCACGGAUGAUAUACCAAAUUGUCCAUCUAUCGAGGACAUUAUUGAUAUGCCAGUACCUAAUGAAAUCCCACCGUCCGACAAAACAGAAACCAGUAAUGUCAGAACUGAUUUGUUAAUCUCAAAUGCUAAAUUACUGAAUGGCACAAUGCAAUCACAAGCAACAAGCACUCCGCAAGAGAACUCAACAAAAUCUAUGGGUCAUGAAACAUCGAUAGUACCAAAACGGUUCCAUCGAAAUUAUCGCAAACGACAACGACAUUCUUGGAAAAGCAGCAGGCGUCAUAGAUCAAAUAUAGAUUCAUCCACUUCAAAUAGUGAAUUUGUCAUCCAGGGUUCAGUUUCCGAAAGACGUGAUGAUAUCUCGAUGUGUCCAGAUAUCCAAAAUAUUUGCAAUCUUAAUCAAAGCAAAAUAGAUGAUAAAAUAUCUGCUCAUCGAUUUUCCCAUGCAUUUUAUCAAUUACUUGAUGAUUUUCUUCUUCUUCUAACUAAAUUCAUACAAUUGUUGAAGGAUCAUCCGCGUCCUGCAACAAUAACAGGUUUCAUUAUUGCCAGUUACUUGUUUAUUAGUUAUUUGGAACUUUCAAUUGCUGCAUUUAUCGAAUUAAUUGUCCAAGCUAUUUGGCCAAUAUUACAUGCUAUGCUUCUCUUCAUCGGACGUCUUUCCAUAAAUUUUAGCUCAUUUAUGCAUUCUUCCGACGAUAUUAUUAAGGGAGCGUACUGUGAUAUGGCAGAGAUUUGGUGCAGACAUUUUCAAAUGAUGUGUGCCGAUCAGUGUUCAUUUUUUAGUAUGGCAGUGGAACGAUUAAGAGCAAAUUAA